AGGAGCGGCUGCGUCGGCCUUUUCCGCCCGCUCCCCCCUUCCCCCGAGGGCCGCUCCGGCUGCAGCGCGCUCGUUCCGCGCUCCUGCCAAAGCCAGUGCCGCCGUCGCCGCCUCUCCUUCCAGCCGCCAUCAUGAUUAUCUACCGGGACCUCAUCAGCCACGAUGAGAUGUUCUCGGACAUCUACAAGAUCCGGGAGAUCGCGGACGGGCUGUGCCUGGAGGUGGAGGGGAAGAUGGUCAGUAGGACAGAGGGUAACAUUGAUGACUCGCUCAUCGGUGGCAAUGCCUCCGCCGAAGGCCCCGAGGGCGAAGGGACCGAAAGCACGGUAGUCACUGGUGUGGACAUUGUCAUGAACCAUCACCUACAGGAAACCAGCUUCACCAAGGAAGCCUACAAGAAGUACAUCAAAGAUUACAUGAAAUCAAUCAAAGGCAAACUUGAAGAACAGAGACCAGAAAGAGUCAAACCUUUUAUGACAGGGGCUGCAGAACAAAUCAAGCACAUCCUUGCUAAUUUCAAAAACUACCAGUUCUAUAUUGGUGAGAACAUGAACCCAGAUGGCAUGGUUGCUCUGCUGGACUACCGCGAGGAUGGUGUGACCCCAUACAUGAUUUUCUUUAAGGAUGGUUUGGAAAUGGAAAAAUGUUAACAAAAUCGGCAGUUUCUUUGGAUCUGUCACUGCUCAUCCUAACUGGCUGCUGUUCGUCAUCGCAACACCAGGACUUGCAAGAAAUGGGACUGAUGUCACCUUGAACUCUUAUUUUGACUGUGGUUUACUUCGAGUGGAGGCAUUGUUUUUAAGGAGAAAAACAUUGUCAUGUAGGUUGUCUAAAAAUAAAAUGCAUUUAAACU
Molecule: messenger RNA, 853 nt
Organism: Ochotona princeps (American pika)
Lineage: Eukaryota; Metazoa; Chordata; Mammalia; Lagomorpha; Ochotonidae
Gene: TPT1
Product: tumor protein, translationally-controlled 1
Exons: 6
Coding region: 132-650 (172 amino acids)
Cellular component (GO): cytoplasm
Molecular function (GO): calcium ion binding
Source: RefSeq, a predicted model, not a curated record